AUGUUGGUGCCUUUAGCAGAAAAACUCACUGCUUUGAUAAGGAACAAUAAUGGAACUAUGGAACAUAAUAAUCUUCAGAUGAAUAUUCACACAGGAGAUAACAAGCCAUAUAUUGUCAAAUCACCAUCUACCAACAAUUCCAUGAGUGAUUUUAUCACUCCUGUAUGGAAAGUGAAAAACUUCUGUUUCUUUAUCUACGUGAUAUGGGUCAGCCUCUUCCUACAUCCUCCUGAGUUUGAUAUCCAAAAAGUAACCGUAACCAACUUGAGCAUUUCAUCAUAUUCACAAAUUUCCGGCGAUUGGAAGGUGGAUUUUAUGUUUCGCAACCCCAACUCAAAAAUUAAUCUUUACUAUGAUCAAAUUGAAGUUGUUGUCUCGUACAAGUCGAACUCAAUCGCACAGACUCUUUUGCCACCAUUUAUUCAAGGAACCAACAACGAGACCACCAUUAGGGCAACUUUGACUUCUUUGAUGAUGUCAUGUGUCCAUGAUCAAGAGAGCAUUAAGAGGAGUCAUGGGGUGAUCACUUUUGAUGUGACGAUGACGGCUAGGGUUCAGACUAGGGUUUGGUGGGGUAUAACGUGGGCAUUGACGGUUGAUUGCUCUAAUUUACAAAUUGCGGUUGGUAAUGGUGGAAGUGGAACUCUGGUUGGCGGUUCCAAGAAAUGCAUGGCAUCCGCAUCCGACGACCAAAUGAAUUCAACUAAAUUUCUAUACAGGCGAUGGUAA
Molecule: messenger RNA, 729 nt
Organism: Lactuca sativa (garden lettuce)
Lineage: Eukaryota; Viridiplantae; Streptophyta; Magnoliopsida; Asterales; Asteraceae
Source: RefSeq, a predicted model, not a curated record